Naegleria fowleri is the source of this 1416-nucleotide messenger RNA. RefSeq lists its product as uncharacterized. The transcript has a single exon. Bases 1 to 1416 code for a protein of 471 amino acids. The record is from RefSeq and is a predicted model, not a curated record. NCBI's taxonomy places the organism in Eukaryota, Heterolobosea, Eutetramitea, Acrasida, Naegleriidae.
AUGUCCAAUCAUCAAUCUAAACGUUUUUCUUCUUCUCUUCAUCAUCAUCUUCAAGGCCGAUUCUUUGAAUUUGUUCCGAAAGAGAUUUUCAAAGAUUUAAUAUUGGAAUUUAUUCCAUUCAUUUAUCGAGUUCCUUUGAUGGAAGUGUGUAAAGAUUUCUACACGAGCGUUAAACACAAGCAAGCAGAGACCAUUUGGAAGAGGAUUCGAGAUGGUAAUGAAUUGGAAAUGAAUGAUAUUUUUGAUUUAGAGGAGCAUGAUUUUCGAUUGUACAAAUUCGAUCGAUUAAUGAUGGUGCAACCGGAACGAAAAGAUAAUGUCAUGAAUCGAUAUUCGUGUUUUUUGAAAAAUUUAUACUUUUUAGAUGUGAAUAGUGAGCCAUUUAUUGGAGAAGAGGAAAUGUCCAUUCAGGCAUUGUCUCCUUGGCGUAAAUUAGAUGCAUGUGAAAAAGUGACACGAUUACAUAUUAGUGUGCCGUUUUUUAGAAUGAAUGUUUCGGAUAUUCUUCUCUCUCAAGUGAGAGCAGAUUUGGAAAAAUUACUGUACCAUAUUUCUAGUCGAGUCGAAUUUUCUCUAAAUUUUGAAUUAAUUUUCUGUAAUUGGACGACAAAAAAGAAUAUAUUCAGCUCGAGUUCAAUUUCAGAUGACAUGAAUGGCACAUCAACCACCAUUCGUGUGACCAACAUGAUGCGCAUCACAUCGAAUCAUGUCUAUGAUUAUCAAUUUAAGGAAAACCCUUCAAGAUGGACACUCCUCAGCAACAAUUCAUAUGCAGAGCUUCCAACUCGAAAAGAUGUCGAAGACUUGGACGCCAUUUCUCGAUACACGACUGCCAUUUCCCUCAGUCUGAAAAUGAAACCCAGUAUGGUUCCUGUGAAUCACUUCUUGACGCAUCUCAUGCUUUCAAAAAAGGGUGAUAUUGAAUGGCAUUGGGUGAAACGACUCUGUGAGAAUAAUCUUAUUCUUGUGAAUGGAUCGAUGGAUGUGAAUAAUAAUACCAUUAUUUCCAUGAUGCUCGAAAAGAUUCAAGAAAAGGCCAACAACACUUUCAUGAAAGCAAAAACAGCUCACAGUUUUGUUCAUAAUUAUUUGGAAUUUUACAAUGACACCCAAACCACUCGAGAACAUUUAGAGAAACUUUUCAGAGUGGUGAAACAGUCGAAACGAAAAACGGAGGAAAUUUACCUUAUUCUGAAUCAACCUCAUUGGUCUCUGGGAACUAGUAGUGGUACAAAUUACACAACAACAACAUGGAACCUGUUAACUCAACUCGAUGCCAUCACCAACACCAAAUUCAAAUUCUUCAAUUUACAUCUUAAAGCCAUGUAUACAAAGAUUGUUUCACAUCAAUAUCCAAGUUUUACCAUUUAUGAAUGGAAAAGGAUUCUCUUGGGAGAUUUAGAUGUCAAUCGAUAG